Alligator sinensis (Chinese alligator) is the source of this 1661-nucleotide messenger RNA. RefSeq names its product olfactory receptor 10A2-like. Bases 71 to 1006 code for a protein of 311 amino acids. Gene Ontology annotation, cellular component: membrane. The transcript is spliced from 2 exons. Gene Ontology annotation, molecular function: G protein-coupled receptor activity; olfactory receptor activity. Gene Ontology annotation, biological process: G protein-coupled receptor signaling pathway. The record is from RefSeq and is a predicted model, not a curated record. NCBI's taxonomy places the organism in Eukaryota, Metazoa, Chordata, Crocodylia, Alligatoridae.
GAAGGCCCAGCAACAACAUUCUGGAUCUACCAGUAUACAUGUGUGUCUGUAUGGAAAGCAAGAAUGGGAAAUGGCUGGUGAGAACCGCUCAGUUGUGACACACUUCUUCUUUGAGCCUCUCUCAAACAUCUUCGAAGUCCAAGCCACCCUUUUCUUCCUAGUCCUGCUUAUGUUCAUCAUUGACUUAGGGGGAAACAUCCUGAUCAUUGUGAUCACCCUGGUAGACCCUGUCCUUCACUCCCCCAUGUAUUUCUUCCUCAGAAAUCUGUCCUGUGUGGAAAUCAGUUACACCUCUUCGACAAUCCCCAAUAUGCUAUUGAGUUUCUUUUCCAAAGAGAACAGGAUCUCCUUUCUGGGCUGUGCCAUGCAGAUGAGUUUCUUUGCCCUUUUAGGGAUCACAGAGUGUUUUGUGCUUGCUGCCAUGGCAUAUGACCGCUAUGUGGCCAUCUGUCACCCUCUGCACUACAUGACCAUAAUGAGUCAGAGAGUUUGCUUCCAGCUUUUAGCUGUGUCCUGGCUCAUGGGUGUGCUGGUUGGUGUAGGGCAGACAACUUCAAUAUUCACAUUGCCCUUCUGUGGCCCGAAUAGAAUAAACCACUUCUUCUGUGAUGUGCCUCCACUGCUGAAGCUUGUCUGUGUGAACACUUACAGGAAUGAAAUCAUCAACUAUGCCAUCACUAUCAUCUUCAUUAUGGUGCCCUUCAUGCUCAUCCUUGUGUCCUAUGCCUGUAUUCUGCUAACCAUCCUCAAGAUACCAUCAGCUGAGAGUAGGAGAAAAACUUUCUCCACUUGCUCUUCCCACCUCAUCGUAGUCACUCUGUUUUAUGGAUCUGGCAUUGUGACUUACCUAAGGCCCAAAUCCUUCUACUCACUCAGCUAUGACAAACUGCUUUCCCUAUUCUAUACACUUGUGUCUCCAGUGCUGAACCCUUUGAUCUACAGUCUGAGGAAUAAGGAAGUAAAGCAAGCAUUGAAAAGACUGUUAAGCAGAAAAAUAUCUCUUUGAACUGUGUAAAACAAAGCUAUUUUAUAUAUUGUUUGAUGAAUUAACUGUAGCCUAUAAUAACCUAUGUGAAAUAUAUUAUCAACACAUUGUCUAUAAAUAUUGCAUACUUCAGUCAUAUAUUGGGUUAUUUCAACCACCAGGUAGUCAAGGAUCUACCCCAGAAAGUGAAAGAUUGUCUAUGAAAGACCUCCUCUGAAAUCAGCCAAGUAAUAUACUGCGAUGCCUAUUUAUCAUGCUAUAAUAUAAAAUAAAUUUGCAUAUAUGUAUAAGCAUGUAUGUAAUUAGACAGCUAAUAUCCUUAAACAUUGGACUAAAGUGACAUUAAUAGGCCUAGAGGAAAGCCAGUAACAGAGGAGAGAAACAAAUUUGUGAGAAAUUAUGGAAGUAGCUAUGUGGUGGGAUAUUCUUCUCAAAGGUAAUUUAUUCUUGUGCCAAAGGAGAAGCUGGGAGUGUUGGAUUUUAGCCUGCAACCUUUUCGUUGCUAGUGUGGCUGAAGGAACCUGAAGACAAAAAGAGAGGCUAUGAGAGAUGUGGUGAGUGUCACAAAAAUAGUCCAGUGCAGACUGGGAGAGAAGGUCCCAGGAUGGACAGAGAGAAAAGUAAUAGCCCCCAGGGGCACGUCCACACACACAGGCACUUGCAGUAGUUCAAAUAG